Molecule: messenger RNA, 2302 nt
Organism: Echinops telfairi (small Madagascar hedgehog)
Lineage: Eukaryota; Metazoa; Chordata; Mammalia; Afrosoricida; Tenrecidae
Gene: NT5C2
Product: 5'-nucleotidase, cytosolic II
Exons: 19
Coding region: 199-1914 (571 amino acids)
Biological process (GO): IMP metabolic process; adenosine metabolic process
Molecular function (GO): 5'-nucleotidase activity
Source: RefSeq, a predicted model, not a curated record
GUAGGCCAGACCCAGGCCGAGCGAGGAGGCCGACGAGCAGGGGGCCGAGGAGGCCACAUUGCAGCGGGACAGAGACUGCGAGCGGAAACUGCCCGCGCCGCCUACCCCGGAGAGGCGCGCAGACAAACGGGAGCUGUCCCCGAACACCUUGCGGUAGGAGGAGGAGGCGCACAGAAUUCAGCAUACAUUUAAGGUAAAAUGACAACCUCCUGGAGUGACCGGUUACAGAAUGCAGCAGAUAUGCCUGCUAACAUGGAUAAGCAUGCCCUGAAAAAGUAUCGGAGAGAAGCCUAUCAUCGAGACUAUACAAAGCAAUCCAACAGUUUCUACAGGGUGUUUGUGAACCGAAGCUUAGCCAUGGAAAAAAUUAAGUGUUUUGGUUUUGAUAUGGAUUACACACUUGCGGUGUACAAGUCCCCAGAGUACGAGUCCCUGGGAUUUGAGCUGACUGUGGAGAGAUUAGUGUCUAUUGGCUACCCUCAGGAGCUGCUCAGCUUUGCUUAUGAUUCUACAUUUCCUACCAGGGGACUUGUCUUUGAUACUUUAUAUGGAAAUCUCUUGAAAGUUGAUGCCUAUGGAAACCUUUUGGUCUGUGCACAUGGAUUUAAUUUCAUCAGGGGACCAGAAACUAGAGAGCAGUAUCCAAAUAAAUUUAUCCAACGGGAUGACACCGAGAGAUUUUACAUUCUGAACACGCUGUUCAACCUGCCAGAGACCUACCUGUUGGCCUGCCUAGUAGAUUUUUUUACUAAUUGUUCCAGAUAUACCAGCUGUGAAACCGGAUUUAAAGAUGGGGACCUCUUCAUGUCCUACCGCAGCAUGUUCCAGGAUGUAAGAGAUGCUGUGGACUGGGUUCAUUACAAGGGUUCCCUUAAGGAAAAGACAGUUGAAAAUCUUGAAAAAUAUGUAGUUAAAGAUGGAAAACUGCCUUUGCUCCUGAGCCGGAUGAAAGAAGUAGGGAAAGUGUUUCUUGCCACCAACAGUGACUAUAAAUAUACAGAUAAAAUUAUGACGUACCUGUUUGAUUUCCCACAUGGCCCCAAGCCCGGCAGCUCCCACCGACCAUGGCAGUCCUACUUUGACCUGAUCUUGGUGGAUGCACGGAAACCAAUCUUUUUUGGUGAAGGCACAGUAUUGCGCCAAGUGGAUACCAAAACCGGCAAGUUGAAAAUUGGCACCUAUACCGGCCCCCUACAGCAUGGCAUUGUCUACUCAGGAGGUUCAUCUGAUACAAUCUGUGAUCUGUUGGGAGCAAAGGGCAAGGACAUUUUGUAUAUUGGAGAUCACAUUUUUGGGGACAUUUUAAAAUCAAAGAAACGACAAGGGUGGCGAACUUUCUUGGUGAUCCCUGAACUCGCACAGGAGCUGCAUGUCUGGACUGACAAGAGUUCACUGUUUGAAGAGCUUCAGAGUUUGGAUAUUUUCUUGGCUGAACUUUACAAGCACCUUGACAGCAGCAGCAACGAACGUCCCGAUAUCAGCUCCAUCCAGAGACGCAUUAAGAAAGUAACACAUGACAUGGACAUGUGCUACGGGAUGAUGGGGAGCCUGUUCCGCAGCGGCUCCCGGCAGACCCUCUUUGCCAGUCAGGUGAUGCGCUAUGCGGACCUCUAUGCAGCGUCCUUCAUCAACCUGCUGUACUACCCAUUCAGUUACCUCUUCCGAGCGGCCCACGUCUUGAUGCCGCAUGAGUCCACAGUGGAGCACGCACACGUUGAUGUCAACGAGAUGGAGUCCCCCCUUGCCACCCGUAACCGCACCUCCAUGGAUUUCAAAGACACUGACUACAAGAGGCACCAGUUGACACGGUCAAUUAGUGAGAUUAAGCCUCCCAACCUUUUCCCACUGGCCCCCCAGGAAAUCACACACUGCCAUGAUGAAGAUGAUGAUGAGGAAGAGGAGGAGGAAGAAUAAGAAGGAAAACCAAACAAGUUCUGGCAGGCCUCACAGGAGCAAAGGCUGUCCUGUUUGGCUGGGUACUGGUGGGGGAGGGUGAGUCCAUCAAGGUAUAUGGGGCGGUUGUUGAAGACUUUAAAAUAUGCUAAUCAUAGAGAGAUACUUGUUUUAGUUUUGUGUCCACUCUUGGCAGAUGGUUCAUUAUUGUAAUGAAGAAAGUAAAGUCAGGCUGAACUGCAUACAGGUGGCUCCCAUCCUGUGACACUUGUCUCCUUGUCUUUUCACACCAUCAGAACAAGGAGGAGGAUGGGAAGAGAUGAUCUGGAAAUGCCGUAAUGUUACCAUCUUUUUCAUUGAUUACACAGUAUUGUCUAUCCCUGGAGAACGUAAAUUGUUUCCAUUCUCA